This is a messenger RNA of Pyrenophora tritici-repentis Pt-1C-BFP, 1992 nucleotides long. RefSeq lists its product as uncharacterized. NCBI's taxonomy places the organism in Eukaryota, Fungi, Ascomycota, Dothideomycetes, Pleosporales, Pleosporaceae. The record is from RefSeq and is a predicted model, not a curated record.
AUGCUUGGUUCAGGCGAGGGGUUUAUUACCAAGCUCGCUUCAUACCUCACAGCAGACAGACAUCCUGUUCCCGACGAAACACCAUCCACGGAAGAUGAGACUUCCCCCACGACCCCGCUUACUAGCAAUGCUACAAGGGAAGACAAUAUUUCAACUGGCAACAACGAGUCAGCAAAGUCCAUAUCGACAACUGGCCCAAGACGUUCAAUUGCAAGAUCUGCCAGUGAGACGGUUGUGCCGAGCCAGACUCACAGUGAGCGAUUGACUGCGAUAACCGUGUUGAAUACUGUCCACUUCAAAGAAGGCGAGCGCCGUGUAACCAAUGUACCCCAACAUCUUCCACGGGCUGCACUGCAACCUCCUCGCCGUGCCACGCAGCGCUCUAUAAGUAACUCACGACUCGAACUAAGCUCUCCCAAUCCUGAUGCUGCGACACCCUUCACUGCCCUCCAGAAGCAGCACAAAGAGCAAGCGAAAUUUGCUACCAGUCGCUUACCUAGACCUGCUCGAGCUCGGCUUGAAUCUUCUUUGAGCGGACCUGCGACUAGAUCAAGACCGAGCCCUACUAGAUCUACUGCGUUACGCUCAAGUUCGGAUCCCGACCUAACAAAAGCAUUCGCGAACCCCAGAACACGCGAUCGUAACGUACCACUCAAACCAUGUAUCAAGAAGAAAGCAGGCAGUGUCAUCGCUCCUCCACCGGAAGAGUUUCAGCAUGGAAAAGUCACCGCUGGGUCCAGGACUUUGCGCCGCGUAAAGACGGUCGAUUUCGAAGGAAACGGUUCAAGUUCAUCAUUCUCGCUAUCGCCAGGCCAUUUCACUCAGGACAGACCGAACCCACUUUCGAGGAAUAAUUCCGAGAAGACCACUAGGCGUGCUAGUGUAACGAAGAAGAUAGCCAAGACCUCACCUUCAUGCCCGAACACCAUAGGCACAACGAAGAGUAGUGUUGCAGACACUGCAGUCACACGCACAGAUGUCCAUGUCAUCGCCAUCGCACCCCAAUGGGAUGCGCAGGAUGUUACCAACGACGAAGAUAUCGAUCCGGCGACGCCGACUAUGCAGAUAAUAGAGACGAAGAGUGCAAGCUACGAGAUAGUCUGGGACGAUGUACCACCCGAGCACAGCGCCAGAAUCAUAGGAAGACGGAGCUCGUCUGCAAGCCAUGCGUUGGAAGCAGCCGCUCCAGGUGCGCCACGUGGUCUUGAGCGAGUCAACUCGAAGCUUGCGUGUUGGUCAGGAACAUGGAACACACCUUCGGAGAAGUUCAAACCGACCAUCGUGGUUUUUCCCGACGACGAUGGUCGAUCUGCUUAUCACGAUUGCGCGAUAGAGGUCGACGAUGAACUACUAGUAUCAGCACCCCCGAACAGCCAGAUGACAAGUUGUACUUCUUCACGCUUCCCAUCUUGCCCGCCAUCUCGUACGGCCAGUGCGCCAAUGACUAGGACAGCUUCGAAGGAAGAGAUGACGUUCUCGGACGCCCUGAGAGACACACUACCACAACUCCCAGAGCAUCUGCCCCCAGUUUUGGAACAGGCUCUUCCUACCCCUGAUGGUGAGGUGAGGAUUGGCGGUGGACGAGAUAUGAAACCAGCCAUUGGGUUUCGUAAGCUUUCGAAUGUCGACGAAGCAGACACAAGGUUCCGAGGCCAUCGUGACUCUGUCACCAUGGCGCAUUCCCGACUCGUCCGCUCUGGAGGGGUUUCCGCGGAGCUUUUUGCACAUAGGGAUUCCAUCUCCAUAGGAAAGAAGCGUAUACACGCAAGGAACCAUGCAACGUCUGCGGUCAGAGCGAUACCUCGUCGUAGAGAGACAAUUUGCGAAAUGCGCAACUUCCUUGACGAUGAUGACAUGUCAGGGGUGUCUAUGCCCGCGGCCGAUUUGGUCAAGGAGCGGGCUGCUCAAGCGCUCAGAAACAGUAGCUCACCAUCUAUGCUUCGUCCGCCACAACAGACGCCGAAUCAACGCCAUAUUCGGAUUGUGGAGUAA